Trichobilharzia regenti is the source of this 1103-nucleotide messenger RNA. NCBI's taxonomy places the organism in Eukaryota, Metazoa, Platyhelminthes, Trematoda, Strigeidida, Schistosomatidae. The record is from the annotation of a GenBank genome assembly.
UCGAAUUAGGGUCUAGGACUGUCAAAAAGUUGUUUAUCGUAUUGCGGGGUUUUCUACGCGCCCACUUCAGUUUCUUGGCUUACCGCGUGUUUCGCAACUUCUGUAGAGUCGUGGGCAAUGUUAUUACCAAUCGCAACUCGGAAUAGCAUAUUUGAGAAGGUCAUUCAGGAUGGCGUGUUGACAGCAAGAAAUGAUACUCGUCCGUGUUAUAAUCACCCCACAAUCAAUGUCCGUAACCUCUUCGUAAUCAAAACAAUGCGAUCACUAAAAUCUCGUGGUUACGUUCGCGAGCAAUAUGCUUGGAGAACAUAUUACUGGUUCCUCACAACUGAUGGAAUUAACUAUCUACGUGAGGUUUUGCACCUUCCAUCUGAUAUCAUUCCAGCGACGUUGAAAGCACCACCCAGGGAUGUUCGUGCACCGGCUCCAGGUAUGGAUCAAGGAGGACAACGUGGUCCGUCUGAUGGUCGUGUAGCAUUCAGACGAGGUCCAGUCGCUUCUGGCAUGGGUGGAUUCGGCACCCCUGGAAAAGAAGCAGCGAUUGGUGACAGUGAAGUUCAGUUCAGAGGAGGUUAUGGUAGGGGUCGGCCCAUGUAAACACCUGAAUACAUAAAUGUCGGAAAUAAACAUGGAGUUUUAACACUUGUUAAUGACGCCUCAGACGGUACAUGCAUUAAUUUUGGUGUUAUGAUGUUAUUUGGUUAAAAGUUUGGUGAAUGUUUUGUGCUGCGUACGUCUGAAAGGUAGUAAUCCGGAACUUACUGUCUGUCUGUGAUAGCCUAUCAAGGGGAAGGGUUCAUUAGUUGGGAAACAAGUGCUACCUUCGAAGAUGGGUUCAUUAUGUGAGUCAGCUAUGAUCAAUCCAUUUACCCUCCCAUAGGCUUGACCAGAAGAUGAAAGUAAGGGGUGAGGUAAUCAGUCUCUAGUCUUCUCGAUUCCUGACGGCUGGUUUCUUAGCAUCCUAAGUUUACUCCCACGUGUUCAGCUCGCUAGACAUCUUCAGAUUAAACUGUCGGUCUUUUUGUGAGCACUUUGGGAAUAAUAUGGUCGAACCUCAUAAUUCAGCACUAUAUUAGAUGUACUUGGUGAGAGCAUGGUCGAGU